Haliotis rubra (blacklip abalone) is the source of this 1092-nucleotide messenger RNA. Its product is annotated as NAD(P)(+)--arginine ADP-ribosyltransferase 2-like. Bases 84 to 890 code for a protein of 268 amino acids. The transcript has 2 exons. NCBI's taxonomy places the organism in Eukaryota, Metazoa, Mollusca, Gastropoda, Lepetellida, Haliotidae. The record is from RefSeq and is a predicted model, not a curated record. Gene Ontology annotation, molecular function: NAD+-protein-arginine ADP-ribosyltransferase activity; NAD+ poly-ADP-ribosyltransferase activity.
AAAGUGGCGUCCAUGCCAUUUCACUUCAACCCUUCUUACUUACCAUAUUUACAUCCAUUAUUUCAGGGGGACAGUAUCUACUCAUGGCUGAUGGAGCAACCUAUGAGUUAGCCGCAAGAAAGAACAGUAUAUAUGCUUCUAUUACUAAAGACGAGUUUGAGAAACUGAAUGAGUCCUUGAUGGACGUGGUCAAGACGAAUGACCGCUUUAAUACUGCAUACAAAGACACUUCCUCCAAAAGGGAUGCGGCCUUUAAGGCGGGGAAGUCCCAAGGCUUGACGGAAGAAGAAACUCUGGCAGUAAUGAUCUAUACUGCAACCUCUGUGCACGCUGAAUUCAACAGAAUACUGAGAGAGGGCGACAUCGCGAAAUACGACAAGUCAUUUCAGGUCUUUCAUUACCUCCUUAUUAACGCUAUUGAAAAGCUACGCCUGAGGCAAACUCUUCCGGAAUACCUGUAUAGGGGUGACAAGAAGAAAUAUUCCAUUAACAACGGAACCGAGAUGCGCUUUCCUGGAUAUACAUCGACCUCAUCUGAAUAUUCUGUCGCCGAGAAUUUCCGCGGAAGCACAGGCACUCUCAUUCGCCUGAAGGGAGUUACGUUUGGCGCUGAUAUUGUGCAAUUUUCAGUAUUCCCCUCAGAGGCAGAAGUGUUGAUUCCCCUUUAUGAACGUUUCAAAGUCACCAACCUCGACACAGACAGCAAAGGUCCAAUCAUCUUCUUGCAGAGCAUUGGGGAGAAGUGCGGAGGUCGUCGACGACGAUCUACGGGAGGGCCGUGUCGAUGCUGUAGACAGCCGUUACAUGUAAUUCAGGCAGCCGCGAAUGGAGGCGUCCCGCUACAGAUGACAUGUUCUCUGCUUCUAUUUAGUGAUGUAUGUGGUUGUUAGAUAUUGAUAUUAUCAGAUCAAACAGUUCAAGCGCAGCACAGCUUCAUACACUUGUUAAUUUGGUCAUGUACAUUAACAUUGUUGCAUAAGUUACCUGACAAGUUAUAAUUUUAGCCCGUUUCAAGCUGAACAAUAUAUUCCUGUCAAUUCAAAUAUUAAAAGUUAGAGUGGCUAACCCUUCGAUUAAAAUAUUCUGUAUAAA